This is a messenger RNA of Dibothriocephalus latus, 563 nucleotides long. NCBI's taxonomy places the organism in Eukaryota, Metazoa, Platyhelminthes, Cestoda, Diphyllobothriidea, Diphyllobothriidae. The record is from the annotation of a GenBank genome assembly.
UUACGCUUCUGGGGCCUCCUCGCGAAAGCGACCGUAACAAAAAAUGUUUCAUCAUCGAUCUAGAUGAAACUCUCGUGCACAGUUCCUUCAAGGCUGUUGAAAAGGCGGACUUUCGUGUGGGUGUGGAGAUAGAUGGAAGUAUCCACCAAGUAUAUGUUCUCAAGCGACCGUUCGUUGAUGAAUUCCUUCAGGCGAUGGCUGACAUCUACGAAUGCGUACUAUUCACAGCCAGUCUGUCAAAGUAUGCCGAUCCCGUGGCGGACUUCCUCGACAAGUGGAACGUUUUCCGGUAUCGGCUUUUCCGUGAAGCCUGUGUGUAUCACCGUGGCAACUACGUUAAAGACCUGGCUCAAAUUGGUCGCCCUAUCGAUCAAAUUGUCAUCCUGGACAACUCUCCAGUCUCUUACAUGUUUCAUGCCACUCACGCGGUACGCAUCGUCCUUUUUAUGCCUUUAAGGUAUCCCAAUAACGACCUUUUGUUACAUUUAAUAAUACCAGGUAGGGAGAUGGUAGGUAGUCAGGAUUGGGUUUACUCUUCAAGGCUCCUUGUUACUUCUAUUUAA